AUGGUUAAGAAGAGCACGGCGGAUGUUGAAAUCACACAACAUUCGAAUGCCGACCUCCCAGACCGCGGCCACGGCAGCGACGGCCACAGCACAGGCGCAUACGACUCCACGGGACCCUCCUUGUGGGAUGAAGAGGAGUACCCGCAGGAAGAAGAUCAGGCUGACAACGUGGUGGCAUUGCCGAAGCAAGUAUACGGCAUCGGUAGUAACAGGUACAACGACUUGAAGACGCACCAUGGACAGCUAUAUUCUGGCAUGGCGAUCGGUGGCUCGCAUACAUGGAACUACGAGCCAGGUGUAUGGAAGGAGACUAAGGAAGAACCCGAUCUUUGGCGGAUUGACUAUCAAACCAACAAGCGACGGGCACGUAACGCGCCCAAGGGAAGCGGUGCACCUGUCGGGACAGAGUACCACUGGUUGAUUGUUGGGCACCAGUACGUGCGCAAAGUCGACGCCAAUACCUACGAAACCCACCUGACGGGCUCCAAGUAUAAGCUGGCGCAUAAGUCGGUAAACUCAGGAUCUUGGUCGAUUCCUACGGUGAAAGGUCAACGUGAACGAGAAAUGGAGUUGCUUGAGGAUGCGCAGCGUCGAGUUCAGGGACGGCCUCCUGUGAUAGCGAGUGAGAAGGUCAAGUCCGAUCGGCGAGAGAAGGGGCAGCUAAGUAUCGAUUCCUUGUUUGGCCAAGCAGCCCAGAACAACGGAGGCGCAGCUGGUCCGAAAAAAAGGAAGCGGGCAUGA
Penicillium arizonense is the source of this 741-nucleotide messenger RNA. RefSeq lists its product as uncharacterized. The record is from RefSeq and is a predicted model, not a curated record. The transcript has 2 exons. Bases 1 to 741 code for a protein of 246 amino acids. Lineage: Eukaryota; Fungi; Ascomycota; Eurotiomycetes; Eurotiales; Aspergillaceae.